Molecule: messenger RNA, 894 nt
Organism: Vigna radiata var. radiata (mung bean)
Lineage: Eukaryota; Viridiplantae; Streptophyta; Magnoliopsida; Fabales; Fabaceae
Product: probable WRKY transcription factor 70
Exons: 3
Coding region: 1-894 (297 amino acids)
Biological process (GO): regulation of DNA-templated transcription
Molecular function (GO): sequence-specific DNA binding; DNA-binding transcription factor activity
Source: RefSeq, a predicted model, not a curated record
AUGGAGAAUCUUCCCUCAAAUGGAAGAAAGGCAAUAGAAGAAGAACUAAUCAAAGGGCGUGACAUAGCAAACCAGUUACUUGAAGUACUUGUUCUUAAAUCCAACACUCGUCAUCAUGCAGAUCUUGAAGGGUCAAUGCUUCCAUUUGCUGAAGAUCUCGUGCGCAAGGUGCUGUGUUCUUUUACAAACACCCUCUUGCUUUUGAACACCGAUCAUUGUUAUUCCUCCAACCAUGCUGUUAUUCCUAUCCUUACCAAAGAUGCCCAUUUCCAAAACCCUGACCACAUCAAGGAUGAGCCUUGCAAAAGCUUCUUCCAUCCCAGAAAAAGAAGAGGGUGCUACAAGAGAAAAUCAAGUGUACCAACAUGGGAGACAAACAACUCAAUUCUUAUGGAAGAUGGCUAUGAGUGGAGAAAGUAUGGACAAAAGAUAACAAUGAAUGCAAAAUACCUAAGGAACUACUAUAGAUGCACUCACAAAUAUGAUGAGGGUUGUCCAGCAAUCAAACAGGUUCAGAGAAUUCAAGAGGAACCACCAUUGUACAGGACAACAUAUUAUGGCCAACACAAUUGCAAAGGUUCUUUAAGUACAGAGAUAAUGUUUGAAACAGCUUCUUCUUCUGAGUCUCCCAUGUUUUUUAGCUUCAGUAGCCCUUUCCAAUCCAAGGAACAAUACCAAUUACAUUCAUCCUCAGUUUUUCAAUCAGCAAAACAGGAGCCUCUGGAAGUGAUUCCAGAUGAUGAUCAUGUUGUUCACAAGCAGUUACACUCAUCAGAUUACCACCUGUUAUGUGAGUAUGAGUCUGAUUUCAAUUAUUCCAGACAUGGUACUAUGCUAUCAUCUGCAGAAUCGGUUCUAUUAGUUAAUGGGAAUAGUUUGCAUUUUGAUGGCUAG